Messenger RNA from Anolis sagrei ordinatus, 4318 nucleotides. Lineage: Eukaryota; Metazoa; Chordata; Lepidosauria; Squamata; Anolidae. The record is from RefSeq and is a predicted model, not a curated record.
CCCACCCCCUUCCAGGUAACAACAGUGUUACCAGAGGUAAAGAUAAAAGUGCAAAGGCACUUAGUACAGUAUCCCCCCCCCCCUGUUCCUUCCAAUGUCACCUACCCACAUGUGAUAAAAUAUGCCCUAAGAAAUGUUUAAAUUCUCCAGUUUGAAUCUAUGUUAUGCUUCUGCCAGAAGUUACCAUGGAUUUGUAAAUUCCUAGAAAGGAUACAGCUCUAGGAAUUUUCUCCAGGAUGACUGCAAUAAGUUCUAUUAGAAUUUGCUAAUUUCAGUAGCCUUCACAAUUAUCCACUGUUUCCUGAUUCCACAAUAAGUUCAGGAACUUGUCUCCUGGGAAUACAGGGGUCACAGUAUAAUAGUAGACUUGGCUCUUCAGGGAUGAAUGCAGGCACAUCUACUAAGCAGAAAAGGGAAUUUCUUUUUGUACCUCUUCCCAGAUGUUUGACAGCAGCUGUCAGUAGCUAGGUUCUGUUGUCUUCAUGCUGACCUGUGAGUGAUAAAUACAGUUUCAAUUGAGUCUUAUAGAUAUCCUUGUACAGCCUCUCUGUAGCAGAGCUACUUGCAUCAUAUAAUUCUGUCUGUAUAGAAGGAAAGUGAAUCGUGAGAGCACUGACCAUUUGUCUCUGUGCUGCUUAAGCUCAUCUCAAAAAUGGUGAUAUUUUAAUUUGUUGAUAUGAUUGCCAUGUGUUAGCCGAAUUUGUUUGAGAGCCACCAUGGAUCCCUCACUGGAAAAUAGGUGGCAUAAAAAUAAAAGAAUUAUAUAUCAUUAACAGCACUGGAAUAACCCAGGUUCUUGAGCUUUAUAGUCAAGUUGAUUUAACAUACUGUUUCCUUUUUAAGUUACUGGAGUUCUAGAAGUGAUCUAACACAAGGCAUCUGGAUUUAGUUUCUCAUUUAGGUUGAGCAGUAGAUCCCUUGGAGGAUAAAACCCACAAUGGAUCGAAGCAUUGACCUGGACUUUCUCCAUGACAUUCUUGGAAGAACUCUGAAACUCACACUGAAACACAGCACAUUCCAAGGGGUUUUGCAACAUUUGGAUUCCAGCCAAAGUGUCUUUCUAAAUAAAGUUACAAACUUGGAAAGUGGUAGAUAUGUACCAGGAGUCAAGAUGUUUUUUGGCCAUGAAAUUAUUAAUGUGGAGUUACUUGAUGACCUAGAACAACAUGCAGGAGAAAAAAAAACAACUGCCACUAAGUGUGGAGAAGUUGCAGCUACCAAAAUACCUACAUCAGACAAAGGAGAACCAUUGAAGCCAAGCAUUCAGGAUGUUGAAGCUCAUUUCCAAGAGAUGCAGGAGCUCAGGCUGAGUACCUCCAAAUAUAACUUUGCAGGAGAUAAGAGGGAGAAAAUAGAAUAUGUUGUUGUUGAUCAAUUCCAGAAGAAAUUUGGCUAUGCAAUGGUGCACAUCAAAAAGCAAGCUGUAUGCAGUAUAGCAGCCGAGGGUGUCAAUUUGUGCCGUUAUGGAAAACUGUCUUGGUUUCAAGUAGCAACAAAAAGCCGGGUUUUCUUAUUUGACGUUUUCCUUCUGGGACCUCGAGUGUUCAAGAAUGGACUUCAAAUUAUAUUGGAAGAUCAGCAUAUUUUGAAAGUUAUUCAUGACUGCAGGUGGCUUUCAGAUUGUCUUUCUCACCAGUAUGGCAUAGAACUCACUAAUGUCUUUGAUACACAGGUCGCUGAUGUUUUGCAGUUCUCAGUGGAAACGGGAGGAUUUCUUCCACGUCGCAUCAGAAAUUUGCAAGAGUGCCUAAUAGAAUACUUGGGGAUGUCAAGAAAGGAUGUCUCUUUCAUGGAUGUAAGGCAGCAUGAAAUUGAGAGAAAUGCUGAGGUAUGGUUUAUGAGACCCCUUUCACCUGCCCUGCUGAAUGUGUUAGCUCUGGAAACAGUGUACCUCCUCCCUCUUCGUCUGAUGCUGCUUGAUGAAAUUAUGUCUGAUUUAACAACUUUGGUAGAUGGAUACCUUAAUGCAUUUCGGAAGGGAUCUGCAGACCUUUUGGGAAGUAGAAAGAUUUCCUGUAUGGAGCUACCACGAGAGCUAAGACAAUUGGAAGAUUUUCACAAAAAUCGGAGAGAGAAUGCACUGCGAAAAUUCCAAGUGAACGAGGACGGUCUUCUUAUCAGAAAACAAAUAGCGCCUUUGCGAGGAAAGAGAGCACAAAAAGAUGGAAAUGAAAAAAAUGGCACUAAAUUAACCCCUUCCAAUAAGAUAGCAUCGCCCAAAGCAUACAAUGCCAAUUGUCUUCAUCCAGUUGGUCAUGAAAAUGCUAAAAUAAUAGAGCAGAGGGUAUCUCACUGUGAUAAUCAAGGGGAAACAGUUAGUGGAGAUAUAGAAGAUGCUUGGAGACAAGAGGCCCAACUUGUACAUCUACAACCUUCAAACCACGAACCACAAACAAAGGUUGCUGGGACUUUGGAAGAGGAAAUCAGGCAAUUAUUGACACAGUAGAAACUCGAGCUACUGCGGUUUUUGACCUAUACACCCAAGAAAUAAUGAUUCUCCUCAGUUGUCAGUUCAUUGUCUUGCCUUCUAUAAAGUCAUAUUGCCAAACCUUGAGUAACAACACACCUUUCCUUUCAAGCAGACAGGGGCCCCUUCCACGUAGCUGAAUAAAAUCCCACAUUUUCUGCUUUGAACUGGAAUAUAUGGCAGUGUGGACUCAGAUAACCCAGUUCAAAUCAGAUAUUGCAGGAUUUUCUGCCUUGAUAUUUUGGGGGCCUUUCAACACAGUUAAAUAAAACCCCACAUUUUCUCUUUGAACUGGAAUAUAUGAUAGUGUGGAAUCAGCCCAGUUCAAAUCAGAUAUUGUGGGAUUUUCUGCCUUGAUAUUCUGAGUUAUAUGGCUGUGUGGAAGAGCCCAGGAUCCCGUAAGUCCUAAAAGGGAAGAAAGUGCAAUUAGCUUUACUUUGUCUCAUGGAGACAUCUGCUGUCAAUUAAUUUCAAAUUUUGGAGAAAAAUAAGAAUUACAGUUGAUCUUCCACAUUUGCAGGUUUGACUUUUGCAGAUUUGAUUAUUUGCAGAUAUGGGAAUCUCUAGCUCCUACAGUGCAACCCUUUAGUCAACUUCUGCCAGAAGUUUGUAAUAGAAUCAAGUUGGUAGACCUAGAAAUUCCUAGACAGAACACCUCGAGGAAUCUCUAGGUCCUCCAGCAUAAUCCUCACUAGAGAUGUUGGCCAUAAAGUUGUGCCAGGGGACCUAUAGAUUCCUAGAGGUGUUCUGUCAGAUAAAACUAGAAAGCAAUAUUUUUAAUUUGCAGUUUUUCACUUUUGUAGUGUUCCUAUGCCCCUAACCCCAAUGCAGGUGUUAUCAAGUGAAAACACAGGAUGUUUAUUAAAUGAGUUGUUCUUUCCAAGUGCUUAAGUCUAAAGUUCAUACACAUUCUGAGACAUUUCUGGUUUCCUAACCCUUGUUUAAGUUGGACCUGUUUUUUGUACAAUACUGGGUGAUUCUUACAUAUAAUUAAAUUAUAUUUAUUUGUUUUCUUCCUACACAGGACUUGCAGCAAGUCCUUUAGAAGACUCUUUGUGUCUAUUAUGUUUUUUAGUUUAACCCUUGGUUUUGAUGUUUAUAAGUUAUAUUGAAUUUAUUUUAUUUUAUGUUUUGCCUUGAUUGUUUGUUUUUGAGCAUUGAAUGUUUGCCAUUUUUGUUAUUUUUUGUAAACUGCCCUGAGUCCCUUCGGGGAGAGAGGGUGGGUUAUAAAUUAAGUAUUAUUAUUAUUAUUAUUAUUAUUAUUAUUAAGAAGAGGAAGAGGAGGAGGAGGAAGCUUCUUUCACUGCUGUUGACUGUGCUGACUAGGGCUGAUGGGAAUGGGAAGUCUACUCUGGGUUCCUCACCGGUGCCAUAGAGAAAUAUAGAAACAUUUUAUUGUACAAGAAAUAUUCCUUGAGAGCAUCAUUAUUUGCACUUCAUUCCUUUAAAAUACUGUGAACAGCAAUUUGCUAUUUCUAGUAAAACAAUCUAGUAAAAUAAAACCAUUCAUUUGUCACUGUGAACAUUGAUCAAAGUAUAUAAUGCUUUGUAUUACCAGUGUAAUUUGAUUAUAUUAUAUGCAAUGUCAGUUAAUAUUGAGUGAAGUAUUCACAUUUCAGAAAGUUUUUUUUUGUCUGUAAAAUGAAGUAAGAUGGAAGGUCUUCAGAUAAGCAGCAUGAGUAUACUAUCUAAACAAGGCCAAAUAUGAAGUGAUUUGAGCAAAUGAUUCCUAAAAUGCAGUAUUGUGCAUGUCACAGAUAAAUAUGUUACACUGUGUUUUUGUUUGUCAGUACUUUCCAUCCACAAAGCAGUGGCAAAGUUUUAUGUUUAAAAUAAAAGUCUUGAUUGUUA